Molecule: messenger RNA, 279 nt
Organism: Coniosporium apollinis CBS 100218
Lineage: Eukaryota; Fungi; Ascomycota; Dothideomycetes
Exons: 1
Coding region: 1-279 (92 amino acids)
Source: RefSeq, a predicted model, not a curated record
AUGGCCCUCGGCUCCGACGACAAGAAAGACGAAUCCGCCGUCACCUCCGGCGCGCGUUUCGUGACCUCGACCCUCGGCAACACGGUGGGCGGCCUGACGAACACUGUAGGAGGCGUUGUGGGCGCGGCCGGCCGCGGCGUCGGCGAGACGCUCGAGGGCGCGACAGGUGGGGCCGCGAAGCCUCUCUCUGAUGGCCUCACCAGCCUCACUGGGGGCGUGGAGAAUGCUACGGGGAGCUUGAGCAAGGGCGUCAAGGAUGCUGGACAGCUGAAGAAGUGA